Messenger RNA from Etheostoma cragini (Arkansas darter), 9483 nucleotides. It is a transcript of the gene lrp8, whose product is annotated as low density lipoprotein receptor-related protein 8, apolipoprotein e receptor. NCBI's taxonomy places the organism in Eukaryota, Metazoa, Chordata, Actinopteri, Perciformes, Percidae. The transcript has 19 exons. The coding region runs from base 197 to 3145 and encodes 982 amino acids. Gene Ontology annotation, molecular function: protein binding; calcium ion binding. The record is from RefSeq and is a predicted model, not a curated record.
CAAACUGCAGCCGAGGCAGAGAGAGGGGAGAGAGGAAGGAGAGAGCCGCUCCGAUCACACACGUUCACACACAUUCACACGCUCCGGAGCAGAGGCAGAGAGAGGAACACCCAGUCACAGCGAGUGAGAGGUCGGGGAUCCGUCAGUGGUUUUUCACUUGCAUGAACACAACCGUAGACCCCCCCAGGAUCUAAAGAUGUGGACAGAAGUCGGGAAGCUUGUGCUAUUACAUGUGUUACUCAUGGAGCUCCGUUGCGCUAAAGGAACUACUACGGAGUCGGAGUGUGAAACCGGGCAGUUUCAGUGCAAGAACGGACGGUGCAUCCCGACCCUGUGGAGAUGUGAUGAUGAUGAUGAUUGCUCAGACAGCAGCGACGAGGAGAACUGCCCAAAGAAGACGUGUGCGACCACAGACUUUGCCUGUAAGAAUGGACAGUGUGUCCCUGCUAGGUGGCGCUGUGAUGGCGAACCGGAGUGUGCAGACGGUUCAGACGAGGCUGAUGCUAUCUGCAGCCGACAGACCUGUCCACCUGAGAAGUUUGAUUGCGGAGGGGCUGCCAGCAAAUGUGUUUCGUUGUCAUGGCGAUGCGACGGAGAGAGGGACUGUGAGAACGGGGCAGAUGAGGACCAGUGCGCUGCAGAUGCCAAGGCCUGCCCCUCCAAAGAUUUCCAGUGUCGUAACGGCAAGUGCGUGGCACCAAUCUUUGUGUGUGAUGGAGACAACGACUGUGGGGAUGCCAGCGAUGAAGAGAAGUGCACGGCUCCCACUUGCGGCCAGCAUGAGUUCCGCUGCAAUGACUCUGAGUGUAUCCCCGCCUUGUGGAGUUGCGACGGCGACCCGGACUGCAAGGACAAGUCAGACGAGUCCAUGGAGCGCUGCAGCCGAAGGACAGAGCCACAGAAACCUCGCUGCCCAGCGGGCGAGUUCCAGUGUGGAAGUGGGGAGUGUGUCCACAUGAACUGGAAGUGUGAUGGAGACGCAGACUGCAAGGAUAAAUCGGAUGAAGCAAACUGUCCGCUGCUUACAUGCCGACCUGAUGAGUUCCAGUGUGGCGACGGAUCCUGUAUCCACGGCACCAAACAGUGUAAUAAAGUGCACGACUGUCCAGACUACAGUGAUGAAGCUGGCUGUGUCAAUGUUACAAAGUGUGACGGCCCAAGAAAGUUCCGCUGUAAGAACGGGGAGUGUAUUGACAGCAGCAAGGUGUGUGACAAUGUUAAAGACUGCAAGGAUUGGUCUGAUGAACCCAUGAAGGAGUGUGGCCUGAAUGAGUGUGCAGACAACAAUGGCGGCUGCUCCCACAUCUGCAGGGACCGCAGAAUUGGCUAUGAGUGUGACUGCCCUUCUGGGUACAAACUCCUGGACAAAAAGACUUGUGGAGACAUAGAUGAAUGUGAGAACCCAGAUGCCUGCAGUCAGAUCUGCAUUAACUACAAAGGAGAUUAUAAGUGUGAGUGCUACGAAGGCUACGAGAUGGACCCUGCCUCUAAGACCUGCAAGGCUGUGGGAAAGAGUCCGUACCUGAUGUUCACUAACCGUCACGAGAUCCGUCGCAUUGACUUGCUAAAGAGUGAAUACACUCAGGUGGUUCCCACGCUGAAGAACGCAGUGGCCCUGGAUGUAGACGUGUCCACCAACAAGAUGUUCUGGUGUGAUCUAUAUCAUCAAAAAAUAUACAGUGCUUACAUCAACAAGGCCAGUGACUCCUCACAGCAGGUGACCCUCAUCGACUCGCUCCACUCCCCCGAGGGCCUGGCAGUUGAUUGGGUCCACAAGAACAUCUAUUGGACUGACUCUGGCAACAAGAGCAUCUCCGUUGCCACAGGAGACGGCAGGAAGCGAAAAGUCCUGAUAGCCACUGAGCUGAGCGAGCCACGGGCCAUCGCAGUGGAUCCACACCAAGGGUUUAUGUACUGGUCAGACUGGGGAGGUCAGGCCAAAAUCGAGAAGGCUGGGAUGAAUGGAGUGGACCGACAAGUUCUGGUGUCUGAACACAUCGAGUGGCCCAAUGGAAUAACCCUGGACUUGUCCAACAGGCGUCUGUACUGGGUGGACUCCAAGUUGCACCUGCUGUCCAGUGUAGAUCUGAAUGGGGACAACCGCAAAGUGCUUCUGUCCUCCCAUCACCAUCUGGGACACCCCUUUGCCCUCACUGUUUUUGAGGAUCACAUAUAUUGGACCGACUUGGAGGAUGAAACGAUAUACAGUGCCAACCGACUGACAGGACAAGAUGUGGCAAAGGUGGCAGAGCACCUCAACAACCCCCUGGACCUGGUGGUGUUUCAUGAACAGAGGCAGCCCAAGGCCCCAGAUACCUGCAACUUGGGCAGUCUGCCUAACGGUGGCUGUGAAUACCUCUGUCUGAAGGCCCCCCAGAUCACAGAUCACUCUCCUAAGUACACGUGUGCUUGUGCUGAUGGCAUGGAGCUGGGACCAGACAUGAGGCGCUGUGCUAUAGUACGACCAAGAACAACCACAACAACAGCUGUACCAACCACCUCCACCACCACUACAACUCCCACCACAACCACAACAAUAAGCGCUACAACAACUAGCACAACUGUUACCAGCACCACGACUCCCCCUACCACAACCACAAGCUCCACUAGCACCUCUGCUGCUACGACAUUCAGGCCCACAACCAGAGGGCUGACUACACCUGCCCCACCUCAGACCCCCAGGAGAACCUCUACGGAGCCGCCUCGGACCCCUUUGGCCACGAGCACAGAGACGACCAGUUUCAGCAGGACCAGUCAGAAGUCCACAUCCACACACACGCCUCUACUGGGCCCAGUGGCCCCCAAUAGCAUUCAGAGAGAAAGCAACACCAACCUCUCCCACAGAGCUGCGAGUGAUCACUACCUCAUAGGUAACAACAUCACAGUAGCUGUUCUGGGGAUAGUCAUUCCUAUUGUCCCUAUCCUUGCCACAGUGGUCAUCGGAUUACUCUGCACCGGCGGGUACCUGGUUUGGCGCAACUGGCGGCGCAAGAACACCAAGAGCAUGAACUUCGACAACCCUGUUUACCGCAAAACCACAGAGGACGACGACGAUGAAAUCCACAUCGGGCGGCACAGCGAGUCCAUAGGCCACGUUUACCCGGCACGCGUGGCACUCAGUCUGGAGGAUGAUGGCUAUCCCUGAGGGGGGGAUGCAGCCUGCUCCCCUUCCCAAUCCCAUCCUGGCCCCUCCUCUCACCACAGCCUCUACACCACUACAAUGAGGCCAGUACAACGCAGAGGAGAAAGUGAACGGGGUCCUUAUUAUGCCUCCCCCUUUUUGAGGAGCAGGGAUGACAUGUACUUCUUGUAAAUCCCCCUUCCUCUCCUACUUUCUCCACUGGGGUAACAUUACUACCACUACUAGCCACUACUACUUCCCUUAGUGCUAGUUUAUUAUUAGUCUCUGCUCCACUCCUCUCUUCUCUCUGCCACUUGUUAGCUGUAGUGGUGUGUAAAAUGCUGCUUGAUAAUUUUGUUCAAACUAACCUCAUUUGGCUGUCUCCGUGCACACUGUAAAUAGAUGGAUUUCCGACCACCCUACAUUGGAAUUAUUUUGAAUUCCUCAUAUUGCGUUUUAUUUAUUUAUAUGUUUCCUGUUGUAAAUAUGUAAUCAGCAUAUCUCAGUGCUACAGAAUUACAUUCAGAUUUGUUCAGGUUUGCAAGGAUAUAGAGUUGAAGGCAAGGAUGUUAUUUUCUUCAUAGUCCCUUUACAUCUCGAGUUGACAUUACAGAUUUUUUUCAAACAGGGGAGUGUCGUUCUUUUUCCCACACAGCCAGUCAAAAUCUUCCCUUGGCAUUGUAUGUAGGCAGGCAAAGCUAAAUAUAGCCAAGGGGAAAGAAGACAGAAAUAAAUGAUGGGGUUGCUUGCAUUUUGGAGGGGAUUUUGGGGUGCAGCAGUUACUAGGGUGUCUGUUUCUUUUGAGGGUAAUAGGAGGAUUUGUCCCACCAGAGGGUAGUGCCUCAAGGCAAAAACACAGUAGGUCAGAAAAGGCAUAAUGAAUUUGGGAUUGUUUGCUCAUUUGUGGCAGGUGUUAGGACUCCCGCGUUCCUGAGUUUUUGUUUGUGUCUGCUACAAUCAGUAUUUUAAAGGUAAAACCCUUUUUGAGAUAUCAGUGAUGCUUUGAGGUACUGAGGUCUUUUGACUUUAGACCCUAGCGUUGAGCAUGACAAAAACGAAAACAUUUUUUUUAAAUUCAGAAGACAGGACAGUUAUAAUUUCUGCAUAUGUUUACAUUUAAAUGCAUAGUUGUGCAUUCUGUAUUGGAAUCCUGUAGGGAUGAAGUAUAAGAAAAUGAAGUAUGAGAAAGCAAGCAGCGUACUGAUCUAUUGCAACAAAUAUAUUUUAGCUCCAGUAGUCUUUAGCACUACAUUAUUCUUAUAGGUAUAGCUCCCACGACGUCACUUUUUCUAUCAUUUGACAUAACAUGGUUUCCUAACUUCCCAGCAAACAUCAAUCGCAGCAUUUUAGUGGAUUCACAGCACUGUUUUUGGUGUUUCUUAGCAUGAUUAUUUCUCCUUCUUUAGCCCCCUAUCUUGGCUGUGUGUUUUCUUGAUGAGAUGGUGUGUGUUUUUUUUGUUUUGUCUUUUAUUACACAUAUAACAUAAAACAAUAAAAAGAAACAAUACAUCAUUUAGAAUAGAAAAAGACUCCACAUUUGAAAGGGAUCACUUUCCGCUGUCACUAACUCUAAAGUAUGUUUGUUAGUGGCCUUGUUUUGUAUGAGUAGAUAAGUAAUACGCCAAGGCUGACUGAGCCGAGCACUGAUUUGAUUUGAAAGCUGGAUAGAGAGGAAGUGUGUAAACCAGCGUAAAGAGCUGAUAUUUCAUUGGCUUGCCACAGACAUGCUUCCAGCCCACUGAAUCAAAUGGAAUUAAUGCCUAGUGACUGUUGCAAAAAUUGCUCAUGACAUGUAAUAGUAAAUUACUGGAGUCCGUUACGACACGUUUAUAUGAUGGCUGUUACGAGUUAUGGCAGAAUAACAACUUUUCUGUCCUGGAUUGAAUUUCAAUACUGGGCAUCUUGAAGGUGCUAAGCACACAUAUAAGGCUUUAUUAUAGAGGUCUUCCAUCAUAAUAAUAAAAAAUCAGAACAAUGUGGCACUUCAUAUGAACUGAGCUAAGAAACGCUUUUGUUUUUAAGAUGGUCAGUCUUUUUUAAUAACGAGCAAAAACAAGUAUAGAAUGCAAAGAUUAAAGUCUUCCAUUGUAGGCUGUAGACUCGGCAUAUGCAUUCAUCUUACUAUACAGACAGUAUGUGCAUAUAUACAAACAGUUGAUUAAUGGUAGUUAUUAUUCAUGGAUCUCACUGUUUCAUGGAAAUGUUUGCUCAGUGUGAAUGCUCAGAACCACAAUGGAGGAAGAAGGAAACAGACAAAGACAAAGGUAGGCAGGAAAUGACUGCCAGGAUUUAGAUUAAACUGUAUGCAAACAGGUUUGUGCUUGGAAGAUAAAUAGUGUGCCAUUCAUUUUGCUGGAUUUCUGCUGAUGUUGUGUCGCAAGUCUCUGACAGUCAUUCUCUCUCACCUCCCUCAGAAGGAUGCCACUUUCUUCUCUUAGUUUAUAAUUCACAGUAGGGGGUUUCUAUGAAUGGGAUCUGCCAAAUGGCAUGCUAGACAGGGAAAUGAUAGUCCUCUCCAGGACUGCACUCCCCUACGUCUAUCUAAUGAGCAGGAUUGAGCACUAAGGGGAAGCCAUCUCCCUUCAUCUUAACCUUGCACAGAUAAAGCCAACUAAAAUGCAUUACACAGUGGAGAAAACUGUGUCUCAGCUCAGAAUAUUCCCGGUUAAUUAGUUGUUUUGUUGGUAGAAUAUUGACAUGUAGGAGACGGUUUGAAUUGGCACAGUUUCAUUUUGGUAUGAACUGGUAACAUGUUGGUAUAAAAUUCCAUGUGUUUCCGUAAAAAAAAAAAAAAACUAAUUCUAAAUCAUUAAGGUAAGAUUAAGAUGAUGUAAAAUGCCAAGAAAGAUGAAACAGGUCAGUUAUCUUUGUGAAUUUAAAGUUAAAUAAAUCACAAACCCAAUGAUGGAUUGAACCCUGAGCUCACUCCACAUAGUUUCCUUCAUGUCUAUGUUUGCUGCGGGUCUAAUGGAGUUCCAUAGGGAGGUUCCAUAUGGAGGGUUUGCAGUUAGGAGAAUAAAUUGCUUAUUCAUUGAGGUGACUGAGCGUGGCAUUGUAGAAAUGUUAUUAUUGCUACAGUGUGAAGACAGAUUGGCUGGUCGACUUUGUGGCCACCUCGAGAGCCGCCUUGAAGGACGCUAAACAGGUCCGGAAAGGGACUGAUAUCAUUCAUCACAUUGUAGGUAAUAAUUGAACUGGUAGUAGAGGACAUGCUUUGACAGUACGCUGUCUGGACAUUCUUGAUUGAUAUUGUUGGGAAUCAUUUAGGGCCUUAUCAAUGCCUUAAUGGCAGCAAAAUCAUAGUUUUACGAUCAGUCAGCUCUAUAAACAACAUAACACGAUCAAGAUGAGAACUCUUCCUCAUGCUUAAGGAUUGAGUGUGUGUGUGUGUGUGUGUGUGUGUGUGCGCGUGUGCGUGUGUGUGUGUGUGUGUGUGCUUUCUGUACAUAUAUUAUGUUCAGUUGUUUAGUUACUGUAAAACCGGUAUGACAAGGACAUUUUUUAUUUUGUAUUAUUAUUAACUUGAAGUGUGAAGGCAGUAGUGUCUGCAGUUUUGAAGUUAAGGGGUGUGGUUACACCAGCAGUUUGUAAAUUCCAACUUCUGUGGAGAUUGAUGCAUCGCCAAAUUAAAACAAGCUGUGAUCACACAAACACACAUGGAACUUGCAUAGCGAUUUGUCGCUACUAAAAUUCUUUUUGUGACUUCUGUUUGAAUAGUUGAUUGCUUGUGCUUGGUCAACACAGCAGACGUUUCUUAACAGUGACACAGUACUCACAGCUUUACUAGCUGAGGCCUUCCUCAUGUUUUAAUGGUGAAACCCAAUUUAACAAAUCACUAGUUUAAAACUACAUUAGCUUUUUGUUACUAAAACUUUACUUUACUUUACAAGGACUUUACACACAACUGUGUGUGUAAAAGGUGUAACCUUGGUUUUAGGGGGGACACAACACCAGGGGUCUGAGGGUCCUCCGCCAGAAUUGUUUUUUUUUUCGAUUUGAAUCCCAUUUCCUGCAUUUCUAAAUUCAUUUAUAGGGACAAAUGUCAUACAAAAUCAGAGAAAUAAUUAGGUUGACCAUAAUGAUAUAUUAUGCAAAAAAUAAUUGUGUAUAAGAAAACAUUUCUUACUUUCUUUAUUGCUUAAAAUAGGUGUCAAUCACAGAGAGUCAUAAAUCAAAAUAAUAUCAAAACUACUUUGAAAGUGAAGGGGACACAAAUAGGAUUUUGAGAAGUGGACAGGGACAUGUCCCCCUGUCCCCAUUGGAAAUUACACCAUAGUGAAAGAUUUACAAACAACUGGUGCAACACAACCUGUGUUCUGAGAAUCCAAGAAGACAUACACCCCUGCUCAGUAAAAUUCCUAUGUUGUGCAGGCCUAUUCAUCUAUAGAUUUAACUCACACAUUCAUAAAGCAUUGGAAUGUUCCUCGCAAAACCCUAAUGCAUAAUAGGCAGGUUACUAUCACACUUAAAUUAUGUCAAGCUGUCCAUAACAAAAUGUUGUCUGGUUUAUGUUAUAGGAACAAUGUUGCAUUAUAAACUCACUGUAGCAAAUUCUAACAGCCGUGAUAACCCAUAAUCCAGCAUAAUUUUAGUUUUUCUGAUUUGUGCUCCCUGUGUUUUGAACUGUCCCGUCGCAUGUCCCUCUCUUCCUCUCUGCGCUCUUCUAAAUGUUUUAUUCUAUCUUUUCUGAGCAGGGAAUCUGACCCAUGCCACUUUUAACUAGGAUGCUCUGACUGCUUUCUAACAUGACUCACCUCUCUCCACCACUUUACUUCCUCAUGCAAUGUAUCAAACGUGAUGCCAGCUGUAAGGCUUCAAGUAUAAGGCUUCAAGUCAGCAUUGCUGUCUAUGUGCACUCCCAUCUUCAUCUCAGCCAUUGACAUAUUUCCUUUGGCAAGGGCCAUCAGUCUUUGGAUCGCCAAACAUACACACACACUCUGGGAGAAAAAACUGGAAGGGAAUAACCCGGAAUCCCCAAAAUAACAAGGAAACGGCCAGAGCUCGGGGGAAACCCCCUCCAAGGCAUGAACCAGCAAACAGACGUAAAGCACGCUCAGCCAGGAAAAGCAGCCCCCACCUCACCCCCCAGCUACAGGACUGUGGAAGGAGCCCUCAUUGACUGUACUUGGCUGGCAAUUAGCUCUUGGUAACCUAGUGACUUUCCUUUACCAACUGUUUCCUCUUAUUACCACGCGUUUUUUGAACUAUUAGUCUGUAAGCUGUAGUUGUUGCUUUCUCUCUCUCCUUGCCAAACCAUGCUCAGUUUCAUAUUUGAUCUACUUGAUGUUUGAUUACUUGAAGGGCAGUGUUCAGUCACCUACAUUUUUCUACCAGUCAGUAUAAAAUGAAGGUUGGGGGAAGAAGACAGCAACGGGGAAGUUGUAAAAUCUGUGUGUAAAUCUUUUUUAUAGGUUGGGAUGAUGAUAUAACGAGGCAACAAUUUGAUAUAAAACUAUUGUGACAGAUUUAGACAUUUUACUUCAGCAGUGAUUGAGGUGGGAGUAAAUUGCUGCAAAUAUAAGAAACUAUUGGCUCCAAUUUUUGCAAAACUGUCUACCUGUAUUUAGCCAAAAUGUUGUCAUUGCCUGCAAGGAAAUCUCAAAAAACCAUCCAGGGUUCUGUCCAUUCCACAGCCAUACGACAGGCAUUUUUUUAUGCUGUUUGUUGCACAAAACUUUUCAAGAAGCCUUCUGCACUGUGUAAAGCGAUAACGUUCUUAGGAGGGGAGAAAUAAGAGGGAGGGGGGGUCCAAUGUUACAGCCCAACGGUUUUGAAUCAUGACUUGUAAAUACGUUUUCAUACAGCAAAAAACUUUUGAUAAUGUUUAAAAUGUAUCUGUAAAAAAAAGAUGUACAUAAACCUUUGGGGUGAAAAGGAGUGUAGACUAUAUAUGAAUUUAUUUGUACACAAGAGCACUGGAUUUAUUUACUACUUGAUUGUAACUAAAAAUUAAUAAUCUGCCAAAGUGUUUUUAUUUUACUUUUUCUCCUGUCUGUUCCGUUUGUUUUUUGUUAGCUUUUUAACGGCAUUGCAGAUCUGUAGUGUUCAUACUGCAUUUAAUUCUGUUAAAUAGAUUUUGUUGUGUGUUUAAAAGAAGAGGGGUUAUAGUUUUAAUUUAUUGGUGCCUUGUUUUGUGCUCCUGUAUACUUUUUUUUAUUCUUUUUGUUUUUCUGUGUUAUGUGUCUGCGGGGGGGUAGUGAAGUGUUGAAGGGUCGGGGUGGGGGGAGGUGAAAACUUAGCAACUUCUGUACUUACAUGGAAUAUCUGUACUUGUAUGCCAAAAUGGUCACACUCACGUUUCUAUGAAAUCAAGCUGUUGAUAAAUAUCUCUAUAUAUUGAUAUAUUAAAUUUAUAAAAACUG